Corticium candelabrum is the source of this 1511-nucleotide messenger RNA. RefSeq names its product U6 snRNA phosphodiesterase 1-like. NCBI's taxonomy places the organism in Eukaryota, Metazoa, Porifera, Homoscleromorpha, Homosclerophorida, Plakinidae. Gene Ontology annotation, biological process: U6 snRNA 3'-end processing. The record is from RefSeq and is a predicted model, not a curated record. The transcript is spliced from 9 exons. Bases 46 to 933 code for a protein of 295 amino acids. Gene Ontology annotation, cellular component: nucleus. Gene Ontology annotation, molecular function: 3'-5'-RNA exonuclease activity.
CAUGCGCAUUACAGGUCAACGUCCAGCGGAUACGUGUACUGUACCAUGUCUGUGUCAUCAUCCCGCUGUGUGGUCGACUACUCGCCGUCAGACGAGAGUGAAGACGACGGAAGAUUUACAGGCGGCGGCGCAGACGAAGAAAUGAGGGAACCGGUCGCGAAACGAAUGAAAACGCACGAAGAUUCUUCGCUGCGAAUAAAGCCGAGUGUGUCUGUGUCGAGCGACGAUGGUGCAAGAGACGAGGUGAUGUGUGUGCCAGAUGCUGUGCGAGAGAUGUUUGACGAUGGUGAGAUCGAAUGUGACGAUGCAGCCCAACACGACGGCCGCAUUCGUUCGUUUCCACAUGUCACAGGAAACUGGGCAACGUACGUGUUCGCUCCAUUUCAUACGAACUCUUCGUUUGGAGCUCUGGUCACUCAUUUGACUGACGAAUUGACUGAAUGCUUGAAGUGCUCUGAUGCUAAUAUGCAGAGGGAUACGCUUGCACCGUCGAUGAAUUUGAUGCAUGCGAAGGAGCUGCAUAUCAGCGUGUCACGGACGGUUACUAUUCGUCACCAUUGGAUUCGGCCGUUAAUCGAUUGCCUACAGAAGGAGCUGCAGUCGAAGUCAAGCUUUGUGUAUGCAUUUGAAGGUCCACGGUUCUAUUGCAAUGAUGAGAAGACGAGAUCAUUUCUUGGGUUGCGAGUAUCUGCAGGACGACGAGAAUUGACUGGCAUUGUUGAGUGUGUCAAUUCAGCAUUCGACCAGUUUGCUUUGGAACAUUUUUACGAGGACAUGGACUUUCAUUUGAGUAUCGCCUGGUGGCUUGGAAACAUCUUGCCCAACAUCACAGAUGAAAUGCAGCAUCAGUUACAGUCCGAACCAGAAAAUGGACAUCAUCUUAUAAGGCAACGUCUCCUGGUCAUUCAGAACACUAACACUGCAAACUGUUGAUUGCAAGUCACUUGGAGCAACCAAGUGCACGAGGCUUGCUUGUUGAGACACACUGGAUACUGUAAGCUUCUGUCGAUGAGGCAACUUUGCCUUGGUUCAAGGUUUGGAGGACAUUCUUGGGGCUAUGUCGAUAUGUCUAUCUUUGUACUUCUUUUCUUAAAACGAAUCGGGUGAAGUGUAGUGUCUUGCAGUGAAGUCAAGGAAGAAAGCCGUGUGUACAGAUAAUCACAGAAACAUCACUAUGGAGCCACAUGUGGAGUGUGUAUUUAGAGAGUAUUUUUGUUAUGCGACCAACGAUCCAAGUGAUGCUUUGUGCAUCCAUAAAAUCAAACAAAAAUAAUCAUAAAUUUAGUUAUAGACUCUAUAGUUGGCUCAGAGGUGAUGCUUAGCUAUAGUAUCUUACAUACAGCUCACUAUACAUGGCAGCUAUUGAACUGUAUUGGAAAGGCAAAGUGUAGGAAAGGCUCUUGUGAUAUCGGUUGUUAGGGUUUUAAGUCGGUGAUGAAGCCUCACCAUUUGAUUCACUUCUUAUUGAAUAGUGAAUACGUUAGUACAGAUUUCUUUACGAGCAUCAGAAG